AUUCAUAUAUUUCAGGUGUGUUUUGCGUCUUUUAUUCCUAAAAACGUCUUAAACGUGGCUUACUAUUAUCACGAGUCACUGCCGACAGACGCGAGGAGGCGAUGCAAUUUAAAAUGAGCGUUUAUUGGCGUACAAAGUUGCCGAUACAAAGUCGCAGCUGAUAGCUGGAUAAACAAAGGAAUGGCCUACAGUGGAGUUCGGAAACAUCUACAACUACCUCAUAAAGUCACCCAGCCUGCCCACAACUGGAGAUACUGUACAAGCAGAUUACCCAGACCUGAUUCCAGGUUCCUGUAAACGGUUAAAAUACAGAUAAGUACAGUAGGAGAGCUCUUAAAAAAAGACGUGGUCUAUCAACAUGUCUGCUCUGACAAACUCCACCAUCAUCAAGUCCAGAGAGACUUUAGCAUUAAAGCUGUGCUGCCCUAUCUGCUUGCAGCUCUACUCAAGGCCUGUGUCUCUGCCCUGUGGUCACAUCUACUGUCAUGUCUGCAUUCAAACUCUGGGAGAAGGGCUUGACCGUCACUGCUGCCCCGAGUGUCAGGCAGAUUAUCAAGAGGACCAAGUCUUAGUAAUCAGUUACAAAAUGUCUGGUAUUGUCGAGUCUCGAGAAACUGCUGCAGGUCAAGUCAAGCCGGCUGUGGUAGAAUGCAAAACAAAAUGCAGUUUGGAUGUAGCUACACAGCACCCACAAAAUGAGGGAAAUGACAUCAAAUCCAAAGAGGUUCACACAAACAACUUUCAACUGGCAUCUCAAGUCAAGGACCUUGCCGUCCAGUUGGAGUUGGCGGAGAAUGUGCUAAAAAAGGAGAAGGAACAUGAAGCAGAUUUGACCGUCGCUAAUAAACUGUUGAGAGAAAAGGCAUCGGAACACCUGCGCCAGCUCAACGCUGUCGUGCUGAAAUAUGGCAAUGACGUCAUGCAGCUCCUGGAUGAAGAGCUUUCUCCAGAGGAGGCCAGUGUGAGCCUCAGGGUCGGUCAGGCUACCCAACUCACAGAGCAGCUAAAACAAGUUCUGCUCAGGACGGAGUCGCUCCUGGCAGAGGGAGGUGAUGCCAAGUUCACAGAAGACUUUCAAGACCUGCAACCGCACAUUGCGGAGAUGACAGGAAAAGCCAUUGGGGAAUCAGAGGGCCUUGUGGAGCCAAAGGGCGACCCAGUUCGAGUCAUUCCUAAAUUAGAACGCAAGAACCUUGAACUUAAGGAAAGUCUCGGCGCUAUACAGCGCUCACUUCGUAAAACCCUCAACCCGUCUGAGGUGACGUUUGAUAUCAGCACAGCUCAUCCUAACCUCAUCCUCUCUGAGGACUUGAAAACUGUGACGUUCAGCACCACCAAGCAGCCGUACCCGCCGUCUCCUCACAGAUUCACUAGCUUCUUCCAGGUUCUCAGCUCACAGAGCUUCUCUAAAGGCGACCAUCUCUGGGAGGUGGAGCUCCACGGUGCUCCAUGGAUCAUUGGUUUAUGCUGCAGCGGUAAAAUGGAGCGAAGUGGGAUUUCAUCGGCGCUGGAAAGCAACAGCAAUGCUUUCUGUCUGAUGUGGUUCAACAACAUGCUAACAGCCUUCGAGCGAGGUCGAGAUGUGCCACUCAAGAGGACCACGGUGUCUUGCAGACUAGAGAUCGGGUUGAGCUUCAGCACCGGCUCGCUGAGCUUUUACAAAAUCAGCCCCACCAGUGGAAAGACACUCGUGUACACAUUUAAAGCCGACUGGCCUGAACCUGUGCACUUAGCCUAUCGAAUGAUGUCAGGGCAUCCGGAAGCACGUGUCACAAUUAUUUCAAAAUGACUUGACAGCUGGGAAUGUUGAUGUCAUAAUAAAUCAGAAUAGGGUGACCAAACAUCCUCUUUUGCCCGGACAUGUCCACUUUUUACAUCCUGUCCAGCUUGUCCGGCGGGGUUUUAUAAAUUCAUGAAAAUGUUUUUGGUUUUCACACCUGUGUUGAAAUUGACUGACGCUUUGCACAGAAUACCACAGGCAUGAAAAUCACUCACCUUUUGGUGAAAUUCGCCAUUUUGACCUACGUGAAUUGUUUAGAUCCGAGGAGAAAAUGUUUUUUUGGGGGAGGGGGCGGUCGUAAUUCUAACUAACGACUUGUUUUAUCGAAGUUGCUAAGCCUGUCGGGGUAUGCAAUGAGUCCAUUUAUCGCAAGUUAAAUAAAAAUGAGGGCGGUAAUUUUCACGGCUGUGUUUUAUCACCGCGUGCAUGCGUGCAUACAUUCGUGCGUGCGUGUAGAGGACAUAUGAGACUCCAGUUGUUGUGUCCAGAUGUUUAUUGAUCAUCAACACGCCGCAGAGUUACAGUUCACACAUACAAAAUAAGAAAACACAUCUAUAUUAAACACUGUAAACGUUAGCAUUGCUACAUUGAGACUAAUGGAGAAAAAAGACUACCUACAUUAGCCUGCUAUAAAACAUUGGCAGUCUUUUCCAAAACGCAAACUUGCGGUUAAAAGGUGACACAUCAAACAUAAAAAAUCGCUGGUUAAGAGCAUUUGCAAACGAAAAAAUGAACAAUUCUAUUAGCGACGCCACAAGCAAUGAUGAAAAGUGCUUUUUGCGGCGUGUAAAGUUGUUAGCGGUGUAGCGAACGUACUUCCGGUGAACAUUUCAAAAUAAAAGCAUAUCACGUUUGUCAUAUAAAUAACGAUUUCUGGAGUUAAUCCCACAUACAUCAGAAUUAAUACUAUAAUAUGUGAAUACUAGGGUUGUUCCGAUCAUGUUUUUUUGCCCCCGAUCUGAUCCCGAUCGUUUUAGUUUGAGUAUCUACCGAUCCCGAUAUUUCCCGAUCUGAUUGCUUUUUUUGCUCCCGAUUCAAUUCCAAUCAUUCCCGAUAUUUUGGCAAGGCAUUAAGAAAAAAAUGAAUAAAACUCGGACGAAUAUAUACAUUCAACAUACAGUACAUAAGUACUGUAUUUGUUUAUUAUGACAAUAAAUCCUCAAGAUGGCAUUUACAUUAUUAACAUUCUUUCUGUGAGAGGGAUCCACCGAUAGAAAGACUUGAAAUUCUUAAAGGAUAAAUGUGACUUUGUAUAUUGUGACUAAAUAUUGCCAUCUAGUGUAUUUGAGCUUUCAGUAAAUUAUACUGUAGACAUGCCCAAAUGCAUGAUGGGAAGUGCAACCAUGACUGUGCUUAGUGCUACCAAUUGAUAUAUCUUCUCUGCAUUGGGAAAUAAAAUAGGGAGUUAAGAAAAAGAUCUAUUACUACCUUGCUUCCCCACAUUGCUUCCCACAAUAUUUCUAAUCGUAGGGAGAGGGAUUCUAAGGCUUUAGCCAUUUAAAACAAGGCUCCAAAGGCUGCCAAAAUUCUCUCUACCCAUUAUACGCUGCCUUUAAGCUCUCUAUAUAGGUAGAACGGCGCCAUUACAGAUUGAGCGCGAUAAUGCGUGAGUGGGUCGUGCAGCGCAUUCAUUAAUUGCGUUAAAUAUUUUAACGUGAUACAUUUUUUAAAAAAAAUUGCCGCCGUUACCGGGAUAAAUUUGAUAACCCUACUUUAAGCCGUUAAAUACAGUUAGAAAAUGAUUUAAUUAAAAAAAGUAUAUAUAUACAGUGAUACCUCAGCUCACGAACGCUUAAGCUCACGAACUUUUCGCCUCAAGAACAUUAAAUUCGCGAGCAUAUAGUCUCUGCUGACGAACUAGUUUUCGGCGGACGAACGAAACCACGCGGUCGAACAGCGCCACGAGAAGCUGACGCACGCCCACGGCGUCCCAGUUCGUCCCCUCCCUUUCGUUGAGUGCAGACGUGGUUUGUGUUUGAUAGACAAUUUGGACCAUAUUGAGUGUACUUUUGCUAUUAUGGGACCGAAAAAGAGUUACCUACAGUCCUUAUGGAAGGUGACUCGUGUUACCAAUUCGCCCUCGACUGGUAAUUGGUGGUGCUUUCAGCUUCCCACCGUCGUGAGAAGUGGACCAGUGUUCGGCGAGUCACGUUGGCUCGUUGUCGUCGGUUGUCUUCGGUUCGCCCGAUUUCCUCUCCAGAAAGGUGGCGGCGUGCAUACAAACACCCAGAGGCGUCGGAUGGCUUUUUGUGGGCACUUUUAUUAACAACCAAAAGCAUGUGGGGGGCACAGCAGUGGAGUCUACGCUACCUGCGCACUUUGCCGGUAACACUCUCCUUCCAAACAGUAACUCCCUCCCUCCCUCCUCCUCCCACUCCAUUCCAUCAAGCCAUCAACUACCAUCACAAAGGUAAAUAAAACGACUUUAUUAUACAGUGCAGUUUAUUUCUUUAAUUAUAAUACAAUAGCACAUUUAUUAUACUUAAAAUAAGGUACAGUAUAUUUUUGUGUAGUUUUAAGGCUUAUUUAGUAGAAAAUUAUGUUUUAUGGGGACCUGGGAACAGAUUAUUCUCAUUUUAAUGGUUUCUUAUGGGAAAUAAAUGUUCGGAAGACGAACUUUUCGCCUCACACACACUUUCUGGGAACCAAUUAUGUUCGUGAGCUGAGGUAUCACUGUAUUUAAAAAAGGCAUGUCCGAUAUUUUUUUGCCGAUUCCGAUACUUUCAAAAUGACGUGAUCAUCCCGAUCGAUCGGGACAUCUCUAGUAAAUACUAGAGAAUUCAGAUUCUACACUAAGAAUAACUUUAAAAUAACACCCUGUUUAAAAAAUAUGACUGGCAAUCAAUAUGAUAAUUAUUAAAAUACCCCAUUAUUAUAAUAACCCCCAACUUUCCACCUUCUUACACAUAUAUAGUAGUAGUAUACUAUAAUAAUAAUGCUGGAUACUUUUUUUUUUAAGAAUUGUUUUGAAUCUGUUGUAAAGGCGAAGUCACUGAAUCUGUUUACAUUCCAUUCUUUCGCACUAGUAAAUGCCAUCAGCUAAGCCUGCACAAUAUAUCGUUUGAACAUCGCCAUCGCAAUGUGCGCAUGCUCAAUGGUCACAUCGCAGGACGUGCAAUUGUUUUUCUUUUUUUCAACAUUCAAACUUUUGUUUUGCUUCAUAAACGCAUCAAGUGUGCAGAUCCUGGAUUAAACUGAGUCAUAUAAAUAAUAUAUAUAAAGGGCCGAUGGCGCCAUUUUUCAGCGCAUCGGAAUCGGGUGAAAAGGGUCUGUUUUUUAUUUAAAAACAACAUACGUUCAUGUUUUUCUGCUUCAUGCUCGUACAGCACCACAGCUUCUCACUCUCUCGCUCCUGCUAUGCAGAGCGACCAAAAACUUGUUCUUGGUCAACAGUAGAGGUGGGAAUCUUUGGGCACCUAACGAUUCGAUUACGAUUCAGAGGCUACGAUUCGAUUAUAAAUCGAUUA
Messenger RNA from Corythoichthys intestinalis (scribbled pipefish), 5247 nucleotides. RefSeq names its product tripartite motif containing 107 (gene trim107). Gene Ontology annotation, molecular function: ubiquitin protein ligase activity. The transcript is spliced from 3 exons. Gene Ontology annotation, cellular component: cytoplasm. The record is from RefSeq and is a predicted model, not a curated record. Gene Ontology annotation, biological process: protein ubiquitination. Bases 359 to 1789 code for a protein of 476 amino acids. NCBI's taxonomy places the organism in Eukaryota, Metazoa, Chordata, Actinopteri, Syngnathiformes, Syngnathidae.